Molecule: messenger RNA, 1365 nt
Organism: Zingiber officinale
Lineage: Eukaryota; Viridiplantae; Streptophyta; Magnoliopsida; Zingiberales; Zingiberaceae
Product: SEC14 cytosolic factor-like
Exons: 11
Coding region: 24-1127 (367 amino acids)
Source: RefSeq, a predicted model, not a curated record
AGGGGUAGAUAGUCGAUCGGGUUAUGCCUCCGGCUUCUCUUCUCCUGGUCGAGUUGCAUCGAUCGUCCUCAUUUCCAACCACAAUUUCUUCGCUAACCUCAGGAUUCGCCUCCGGAUCGGCGGCGCCCGGAAGAAUGGCUGUCGCCUCCCAGGACGCCGUCAAGCAGCUCUCCGUUCUCUUGGACCAAGCGGAUGAAACCCUGAAGCGUACAUUUCAGAAUAUGCAUCAGGGCUAUCCAACAGCAACAUUGGUGCGCUUUCUUAAUGCUAGAGAAUGGAAUGUUGCCAAAGCACAUAAGAUGCUUGUAGAUUGCUUAAACUGGAGAACUGAAAAUCGCAUAGAUGACAUUCUAACAAAACCUAUAAUUCCCUCAGAAUUGUAUAGGGGAGUUCGCGACUCACAACUUGUAGGAUUGUCCGGAUACUCAAAGGAGGGCCUUCCUGUUUUUGCAAUAGGUGCCGGACUCAGCUCUUUUGAUAAAGCAUCUGUAAAUUAUUAUGUGCAGUCACAUAUUCAAAUAAAUGAGUACCGUGAUCGAGUAAUAUUGCCUGCUGCAACCAAGAAAUACCACCGUUAUAUUGGGACAUGCAUCAAGGUUCUUGACACGACUGGACUGAAGCUUUCGGCAUUAGGCCACAUAAAGUUACUGACCCUCAUAGCUACUAUUGAUGAUCUAAAUUAUCCCGAGAAGACGCAAACUUAUUAUGUAGUUAAUGCCCCGUACGUUUUCUCAGCUUGUUGGAAGGUGGUGAAGCCACUCUUACAAGAAAGGACAAGAAGGAAGGUACAAGUACUCCAAGGCUGUGGCAGAGAUGAAUUGUUGAAGGUAAUGGACUACAAUUCUCUUCCCCAUUUCUGUCUGCAAGAAUGUUACAAGACGGCUGCAUCUCAUGCCUGCUACUCCUUGGACCAUUCCUUCCACCAAGAACUCUACAACUACAUGAAGCAACAAGCUCUAGGCCUGGAACGUGCAGAACUCCUGAAACACAGAUCCUCCCGUGCUGACACACCGGGAGCUGACACCGACCGGACGAAGCUAGUCAAGGUAAAAAUUGGGGAUCAGGCCGGGCUCGCCUGCUCGCUUAGUAGCAUUCAGAUCAUGAGGCAUGAACGUGCCAUUCCUUGAGGAAACUGUUUGAGGAUCUGAUUGAAGAUGUGCCAGGUCUUGUAUCUGGUUUAGAUCAACUUCCAGUGAUCAAAGGUGCUUCACAUUGUGAAUGUUUAGAAUUAUGAUAACAAAUCCAUGCAAUCUCUCAUUGCAGGAUUUAUCGACUAUCAUAAGAUACGGUGGUUGUCAAAUAUAUUGGAAUUUUCCACAACUUCUAUUAAUAUAAAAAAAAUGCUAGGUUUUUAUUGCAGUGAAA